Molecule: messenger RNA, 570 nt
Organism: Blastocystis hominis
Lineage: Eukaryota; Bigyra; Opalinata; Blastocystidae
Exons: 3
Coding region: 1-570 (189 amino acids)
Biological process (GO): protein folding
Cellular component (GO): cytosol; nucleus
Molecular function (GO): ATP-dependent protein folding chaperone; ATP binding
Source: RefSeq, a predicted model, not a curated record
AUGUUCGAUGUUUGCGGGCAACGGAAGUUUCCGAUCGAACGAAAUAUUGCGAACUGCAUCUGGGGCUACAAGCCGAUUGUAGGCAGUUCGAGUAUGAGCGCCGAAAUGAAACCGAUCAAGGCCAAGGAAGGGAAGCAGCGUUCCUAUUACAACGUUAAAUUCGAUAACAAGGAUCGAACCAUCGAUGCGGAGUUAGCAACGAGCUUGGUCCUUCAAUAUCUCUACUACCUCUUUCUUCGAAACGAGGACAUUAAUUUUACGACAUAUCCCUUCACACUUUCGAAAGUUCUCUCCACGCCUCGCCAAGUGGUCAUCGCUAUCCCCGAGUACUACACCAAAUCGAACGUCCGGGGUCUCGAGGUCGCGCUGUCCCUCGCCAACCUCGGCCAGGCCAGUUUUCUCCGCGAAAGCGUGGCGGUGGCGCUGGACUACGGCUACUGCAAGGCGGAGAACCGCGAGUUCCCCGCGCAGGGCCGCACGAUUCUGUUCUGCGACAUGGGCAGCCACUGCACGACGGUGACGAUCGUCCAGUUCUUCAACGUGGCUUCGCGGCGCGCGGCUGACGCGUAG